AUUGGCCCCUGCUAUAUUUUAUUUUAAAUAAGUUUCUGGAAUCUAUUUUAUAUUUGUUAUUGUAAAUAAGUUGUAUCAGUUAUUUUACCGACCCUUGUCCCGGACGCCUGUUUCCGAAGGCGCUGCAGAGCGAAACACCGGAAAUAGCACGGUAUGUCCGACUUACGAUCAUUUUGGUAUGGAAUAUUCGUUAGCUUCCGGGGAAAACAUCGCGUUCGCUUUGUUUAAAGCCCGAUCCACGAGCGCUUUUGUGCCGAACCAUCGUGUGUGCGGGUGUGAUCCAUCAGAUUUUAUCAUUUGGUCUCUUUAUCUUUAUAGUUUUCAGUUGGUGGCUCCGAUUAUCCCUUGUGGCUCGAUUAAACGAAACCAAAAAACAAACAAAAAAAAAGAGCGAACUGCAAAAGCAAAGGCGAAACGAGAGACCGGGCGGACUAAAACUUAUCUAGCUUUCCUCUGUGCCACCACGCGUGCCGUGCGGAAAAAAUCGGGCUCGGAGUCGGCCUCUCCUUCCGUAACGACACCACCGCACGCCGUGUGAUAAACCACCUCCGAACUCUCGUCGUUGCACCUUGGGAGGUCGUCCCCUGGGAGCGAGCCCUCUACCUCGGCUCUUGUCGACGCGGCGGGGCGGGGGCGGUGAUGCUUUUGUCCUCCCGACAGAAUCGGGACUUAGCCGUGCGAAAAUCGAGAGCCACACCAAUGCCGAAGUCGGCAACUAAGUGGAGAUUCUGGAGAAAGUCCAAGAGGGCUGUUCUCGAGGAGAGCGAUCAGCAGGAGAGCAAGCGCAAGCGCUCGGCACCGGCGGUGAUCGUGACGCAGGUGAUCAGGCAGGAUUACGAUCAGCUGCAGCAGCCGGAGCAGAAGGUGCCGGAAGCCGCUGGGGACGCUAGUAGGAGGAAGACGAUCGCGAUGGAGCAUCCGCUGAGCAGUCGGCUGUCGCCGAAGGUCACGCCGAUCACCGACGACUACGAGAUCAGCAAUCACGUCCUGGGCCUCGGGAUCAACGGGAAGGUGGUGCAGUGCUACGACCGGAACACGAGGCAGAAGUACGCGCUUAAAGUUCUGCAUGACUGUGCAAAAGCGCGGAGGGAGGUCGAGCUUCACUGGAGAGCGUCAAAUUGCAGACACAUAGUCCAAGUCAAGGAUGUAUAUGAAAAUUCAUAUAGCGGCAACAAAUGUCUGCUGGUGGUCAUGGAAUGCAUGGAAGGCGGAGAGCUGUUUCAAAGGAUACAAGAUAGGCAGGACGGCGCUUUUACCGAAAGAGAAGCCGCGCAAGUGAUGUAUGAGAUCUGCGUCGCAGUGAAGCAUCUACACGACAUGAACAUCACUCAUCGGGAUCUAAAGCCUGAGAAUCUUUUAUAUUCCAAACCUGAUAUCAUCGGAAUCCUGAAACUCACCGACUUUGGAUUUGCUAAAGAAACACAUUUAAAAGACACAUUACAGACGCCAUGUUACACACCUUACUACGUCGCCCCAGAAGUUUUGGGACCAGAAAAAUACGACAAGAGCUGUGAUAUUUGGUCAUUGGGAGUAAUUAUGUACAUACUAUUGUGCGGCUUUCCACCAUUCUACAGCAACCACGGACUGGCGAUCUCGCCCGGGAUGAAAAAGAGGAUCCGAUUGGGGCAGUACGACUUUCCCAGCCCGGAAUGGGCGAACGUGAGCCAGGAAGCCAAGAACCUUAUCAAGGGUAUGCUGUGCAUAGAUCCAGCGGAAAGGCUGCAGAUCGACGCUGUGAUGCGUAACAACUGGAUUGCCAAAUACAUGGAAGUACCCGCCACUCCCUUGCACACCGGACGCGUUCUGCGCGAGGGGGAAGAAAUGUGGCCCGAGGUGCAAGAGGAGAUGACGCGUUCGCUGGCGACGAUGCGCGUCGACUACGACACGGCGUGCCUGAAGCAGCUCGAUCACACGAACAAUCCCCUGCUGAACAAGCGUAGGCGCGCGAAACAGUCGGCGAACAAUGCGACGACGGUCCCCACGCCCGCCAGCCCCACGCCCGCCUCCUAGGAAGAGGACACUGUCAGAACCGACAGACGGAACUGGACUUGCUUUCUGCGCAGGUGCGUCAGAUACAGCGUGGUCACGACGAGGGUCGUUUUUUGACUGCUGCAUUUCACGAGGCGAAAGAAAUUCCGAGGUAGAGUAGUAGUGUCGAAGGGCACCUAGAUCAUCACGCGCGCGUGUGUCUCGCACGAUCUUUCUUAUCCGGCGUCCAAUUAAUUUUUUAGACGCGAGAUCAAAACAGCGAUAACAAUAACACACGCGAUAACGAGGACAAUAUAUAUUGCCCCCCCCCCCCUCCUCCUAGCGAAUGCAAGCUAUGCCUUUUUAAUUAUUGAACGAUAUCACACGGUCUUUCUCGAACAAAAAAAAAAUUUUAAAUAUAUAUGUUACAUUAAUAUAAUAAAAUUGAGCGGUUACUUGUGCGUGGAAGGGCAAACGCGCUAUUAAUGCCAAGCAUUAAUGGUGUUACCAUGUUUGUCGUUAUGUCAGUUCAAUUUCCGUCAGACCUAAUAGUUGUCAUUGUUUGAAUAUAAUGGCCUUUAGAGGCACUAAAUAGAAAUAGUGUCGAUCGAUAAACGAUACUGCUGAACUACGUGUCUUUUUGUCAAAUCCUAAUAGAUUGUAUUGGAAUAUUUAAUAAUAAUAUUUAUAUAUAUAUAAAAUAUCUACAUCUAAUAACGUGCGAAAUCUAAGAAAAGAGAAAAUUGUUUUUCUCGAAAAAAAAAACCUCAUUGCUAUUAUCCUCGUUUUAGAUGAAAGAAUAUAAAGUCACAAAAAUUGUUAUCUCGAAAAAAAAAGUCGAGAGAUAUAUAUCCCAAAGUCCGUCAUCUUCAGCAAAACUGAGUCAAUUUGAGGGCCGAUAAAAAUAUGGUAACUGGCUUUUGCUAACUUAUAUUAUUGAUCAAACAUAUGAGAUCAAACUAUUAUAAUGUUGUUGAGACAGUAAUCGUUCUUAUAUUCUGUACACGUACAUAUAUUCUAAAAUAGGCGUCGACAAAGAAAAAAAGAUUGUUUUUUUUUAAUUGGGAUAAUCUCCAUGCAAAUAAAAAUAUAAUGUAAAGACUAUUUAUCCAUAAGAUAUUAAGAUUAAUUUUAGGAAUAGUUGCUCAUAUAUUUGUCAUUUCUACAAAAAUUAUUUGCUGCCAUUCAGAUUAGGUGUGUCGUGACGUUUCUAUUGAUAUCAUUGAAUUUAUAAUACUUAAUAUACAUAACUACAAUCUUUCACGUAAUCGUCCGCUGCCCGUCCAGCCUGUUUUAAAUAUAUGUAUUAAAUUUUCAUAAUUAUAUUAUCUGUAUUGAUUCAAUAAGAUUUUUUUAUCCUAUUUUUACACUACUAGUGUAAUUAAGUUACGGUGUAAUUUAGACAUUAGAGAAAUUGAAUUAUUUGUGUCUAAUAUCUAUAUUAGGUAUUUCUAAUACGUUCGAUGUAUCUUUAAUUAUAUUCACAUAUAUUUGCACUUUUUUUUGUUUUUAAGAUUUACAAGUAAUUACAACGAUAUGCUUGAGGCUGAGUACAUUUAAGUGAUUUGAAUCUGCUUUUUAUUUAAGUCACGAAUGCUAUGAAGCAUAUUUUAGCCGGAAACGAGUGUUACAAAAAAUAAGAUAAGUAUAGGACAGUCAGUAUCCCAAUACUGUAUAGUUAAAAAUACAAAAAAAAUAAUAGAUAUAUGAAAAUUGUAUAUAUUUCUACUUAAUUAUUUGAGAAUAUUGUAUCUAUGAUUGCGAAGUAUCGUUAAAGAUUUAUAGAAAUGAAAAAUGGAAUAUUAGUCUACGUAUUUUCCGUAUUAUAGUUAUGUAGUGCGAUAUUUUAUUCAAUCAAUGGCUAGUAAAUCAAACAAAAACACAAAAAAAGAAAUGAGAAGAGUUCCAUGUGCCUAUAAUUUCAAUUGAAUAAAGAUCACAAAUUAUUAUGAAUACAUUCUAGGCAAGUUUAAGGGGGGUUUCACCUUUGCCGGCCGUAAAAUUAGCUCUCGUUUUAAGGAAUUCGUAAAUUUUUUAAGGAAAUUUAUUAUAUACAGUAAAACACGGGUUUUUGCAUAAACUUAUAUAUUAUUUGAACAGCAAAAAAAUAUUUUUUAUUUGUAUGAAAAUGUAUUUAAUGCCAAGUGUUUUUCCUCUUGAUCCUAAUACUUUAACGCAUGGCGUGAACUAAAAUGAUGUCAAUUGCUUGAAAUUUGUAAAAAUGAUAGCAUUUGAAAAAAUUUUUUUGCCCUCAAAAUUCUUUAAAUUUUUAUUAAUAACAAAUUGAAUGUUUGUUGUAAAAUCAUAAUUUUAGUUCACGUCAUGCGUUAAAGUAUUACGAUCAAGAGGAAGAAAGAAUCAAGUCGAUAUCUUAAUUCGUUUUUUCGUAAUUACUUCCGCCAGCUCGAAAAACAUACCACAUUUAAUCGCCACUUGGAGGCAUUAAAAUACAUUUUUAUAUAAAUAAAAAAUAUAUUUUUUGCUGUUCAAAUAAUAUACAAGUUUAUGCAAAAACCCGCGUUUUACUGUAUAUAAUAGAUUUCCUUAAAAAAAUUAAUAAAACAAGGGCUAAUUUUACGGUCGGCAAAAGUGAAACCCCUCUUAAAUAAAUAAAUAUUCUAUUCUACAAAAACGUUCUAGAAUGUUAGACAAGUAUCAAGUUAAAAUAAUAAAAUAUCGCAAAAAAGGAGUACGUAAUUACUUAAUAUAUAUUUUAAAAGAAUCAUUUUCGGAGCGUAUCUAAAAUGAUUAGCCUGUAGAUAUGAAAUAGAUGUAUUCGUACAGAAUUUAUAUAAAAAAAAAGAUUGUUCCAAAAUUCCAGAGAUUGAAAUAUAUUGUGUAUGGAUAAUAUAGUUUUUAAUUAUAAUAUAGAUCGAACAUACACAAUUCCUCAUGUUCUACACCGAUCAAUUAAUUCACUCUAAUCAUGAAUGAUGAAAACAGAAAAUACAUAUAUGCGCUAGUUCAAUUUCAGACAUCACAACGAGUUCAGUAGCAAGAUAUUUUUUAUAAAUGAGCCAAAGGUUUGCUGAUCUUUGUAUUUACAAAAAUUGACAAUAACUGGCAAACAAGUGUUAACUUUCAUACUACGUCGCUACUUCGUUACUUACGCGAUUGCAGUUCCCUCGUAGGACAGCGGUAACUAAUUUAUGUAUUUUUAACACGUGACGGCGCCGUAAAUUUCCAUAGACUGUGUAAAGCGUUUACAGAAUGUAUAUCCCAAGUGAUGUUAUAAGUAAAAAUUAUUGAAGCUAU
Molecule: messenger RNA, 5223 nt
Organism: Wasmannia auropunctata (little fire ant)
Lineage: Eukaryota; Metazoa; Arthropoda; Insecta; Hymenoptera; Formicidae
Gene: MAPk-Ak2
Product: MAP kinase-activated protein kinase 2
Exons: 9
Coding region: 640-2010 (456 amino acids)
Biological process (GO): intracellular signal transduction; peptidyl-serine phosphorylation; protein autophosphorylation
Cellular component (GO): cytoplasm; nucleus
Molecular function (GO): mitogen-activated protein kinase binding; calmodulin binding; calcium/calmodulin-dependent protein kinase activity
Source: RefSeq, a predicted model, not a curated record